Messenger RNA from Penicillium samsonianum, 231 nucleotides. RefSeq lists its product as uncharacterized. The annotation marks the transcript as partial. The record is from RefSeq and is a predicted model, not a curated record. The transcript is spliced from 3 exons. Lineage: Eukaryota; Fungi; Ascomycota; Eurotiomycetes; Eurotiales; Aspergillaceae.
GUCGGUAACGAAUUAGGAACCAUUCCUCCGAUCGAAGAAAAUGAACGAUCGAAACCGAAUCUUGAAACGGUCACGGAAAAUGCUAGACGUGUUAAGGAAACACUUAAAGCCCUUAAAGCUAAAGAACUUAUUAAGGCAAACCGAGAAAAGAUCGAAAGCUAUAAUAAAGAAAAUAUAUCGUCUCGAUCACGAAACACCUACGAUUCCUUAUCGGAAGGCGAAUAUAGCUAG